CCAUCACCCUCUUUUGGCACGCCAAGCCCCCAGAAUUUCGACAGUCACUGGAAAUCGAAUGCGUGGCCACCAAGUGUUCCGAGCGGUCCGCGCCGCCCCUCUGCGACGUGCAGCGGUCAAGGCCAUGGCGCCCCGUGCGUUUGCUGCCGUGCAGCAAGCGGCUGGCUAUGCCACGAUCUACGACCUCAAAACUCCUUUUGAGGACACGAAUCGCCAUCGCAGCGACGCUGAAAUUCUCAUCGCCCAAGUGCCGGUUGUGGAAGUCGAUUCAGAUGUGGCGGUGUGCGACGGCGGCGGAGGGGCUUUGGGCCAUCCCUUGGAGUACAUUGCGUUGAACACCGUGUCUGACAAGCCCCAAACGUGCAAGUACUGCGGCCUUCGCUACAAGCAAAAGCCCCACCACCAUCAUUAAGCUCCCAACGAGACACCUCGUCAUUCUCGUCUUAACAUCAGGCUCUCUUUACGACCUCUUGCGCUUCUUAUUCCUAUUCAACGUACUCGGUUCACCCAGCGCUUGCACAAUCGCCGCU
Messenger RNA from Aphanomyces invadans, 530 nucleotides. RefSeq lists its product as hypothetical. The transcript has 2 exons. The coding region runs from base 59 to 412 and encodes 117 amino acids. Gene Ontology annotation, biological process: mitochondrial electron transport, NADH to ubiquinone. NCBI's taxonomy places the organism in Eukaryota, Oomycota, Saprolegniomycetes, Saprolegniales, Verrucalvaceae. The record is from RefSeq and is a predicted model, not a curated record.